AUGAAGCCCUCGAUGGUUAUUGUUUAUGUUAUCGCGCUUGCGAUCGUCGUCGGUGGCGAGAUCAGGAUCCGCGGCAAAGUAAGAAAAAGGUACACGGCCCACAGGCGGCACCGGGCCGUGCUGCCGCCCUGCGACUUCAAUGAGACUAUUAUCAAUGAUGAGUGGUCCUUGAUGGAAGCGAUAGGCAAAUCGAAGUACAUUUUUACUGGUAAAGUUUUGAAUGUGAAGAAGUUUCGUUCCGAAGAUAAGUUGACGAAGAAAAAAUCGAACUUGUAUACAGUGUACUUGCGCAGAUUGUUGAAGGGGGAUAUGAGUGAAUUGAGGAUGUUUGUUAAGUUAGAAGGAUCAGAGGAUACUUUAAGUGGUUCCACGUUGUUGGUGGAGCGGCCCCGUGCGCGGGAGUCUUGUGCGCCGGCGCCCAGGCCGCGGCUCUCUGCCAUCUUCCUGAGUGACGGCGCCUACGCUGAUAAGGGCAGAGGACCCACACCUAGACUGCGAAUCCUGACAGACCCAGUACCAUUAACAUUAUACCACUUGGACAGAGUGAAUGCUGCUGUUAAAGAUAUGGCAGUAAACAAUAUAACAAUCAAAAUGAAGCUUAAGGUUUUAGUGUUAUUGCUUUACUGCUUUACGAUAAGUUAUGCCCAUUUCCGUAUAAGGGGUGAAGUGAGGAAACGGGAUACGGUUUACCGCAAGAAAGACAUAAACGGAUCCAAAUGUGUUUUAAACGAGACGAUAACUAAUGACUACGAAAUUCUGUCGUCAGCCGUGUCUGAGUCUAAAUACAUUUUCACCGCCAGGGUCCUGAGCGUGAGGAAGAUAAAGCGCGGCACCAAACCCAACGUUAAAGUGUUUAUGUUUUACAAGCUGUACAUUCGGCUGGUCAUAAAGGGGAACAUCGAGGAACUGAGAAGUCACGUCGUUUCAGGAGACGAGCGCACUCUGAACGGUGCGAUAGUCUUAGUCGACUGGCUUCGUACGAACAAGUGCGCUUACAAACUGUAUAGACAUUCAUCGGGUAUAUUUUUGAGUGACGGGUUUUUCGAGGAGUCAUCCGACAGGAACAAGCCUCGGCUGCGGCUGUUGAACGAGCCUCUUCCACUGUCACUCUAUGAUUUGGACAGAGUGAAUGCCGCGUUGAAAGUGAAAAUUAAACUAGCCUGA
Messenger RNA from Spodoptera exigua (beet armyworm), 1164 nucleotides. The record is from the annotation of a GenBank genome assembly. Lineage: Eukaryota; Metazoa; Arthropoda; Insecta; Lepidoptera; Noctuidae.